Molecule: messenger RNA, 1818 nt
Organism: Mesorhabditis belari
Lineage: Eukaryota; Metazoa; Nematoda; Chromadorea; Rhabditida; Rhabditidae
Source: the annotation of a GenBank genome assembly
AUGGCCUCUCGUCUCUCACAACUCCGAGCCCUAUUCAAAGAUGAGGCACUAAUUGGUGGCUCGGCAAUUCAGGCCUACCUCCUGCCAUCCACAGAUGCUCACCAAAGUGAAUACCUAGCUCCAUCAGAUUUCCGUGUUCGUUUCCUUUCGAAUUUCUCCGGUUCAAACGCUUACGUGAUCGUCACCGAAGAUAAAGCUUUACUCUGGACAGAUGGUCGUUAUUUUACUCAAGCCGAUAAACAACUAAGCAAAGAAUGGACUCUAAUGAAACAAGGUCUACCGGAAACGGUGACACCAGAGGAUUGGAUAACCGAGAACUUCAAUGCUGGGACAAGAAUCGGCUUCGAUCCAUCAUUGCAUCGCUUUGAGCAAGCGCAAUCGAUGCUAGAGAAAUUUCAACAAAACAAAAUCAUCGCUGUAGAGCUUCAAGAGAAUUUAGUGGAUUGUUUUUGGACUGAAAGACCGCCAGCUUCUGUAAAGAAAGUGAUAGCUUUGAGUCAAGAACAACACGGCAGAUCAACCUCGGAUAAAGUGCGAGAGAUUCGAGAGGUGUUGAGCAAGAAGAAAGCGAAAGCUGUGCUAUUCUCGGAGUUAGAUGAUAUAAUGUGGUUGAUGAAUAUUCGUGGAUUCGAUAUUCCAUUUAAUCCUCUAGCUUUCUCGAUUGUUUUUGUCACUGAGACGGAUUUGCAUCUCUUCAUCGAUCUCUCCAAAAUCGAUGACACCGUAGCGGCUCAUUUAAACCAAGAAAAUGUACAGUGCCAUCCAUAUCCCACAGCGAAUCAUUUCCUUCAAAAUUGGCACAACGAGAACCGAGCUAAGCCUGGCUACAAGAUUUUCAUUCCACAAUCCACGAAUUAUUCUCUAGGAUCGAUUUUCGAGAAGCAGAACAUUAUUGUAUCGAUUUCACCAAUACAAUUAAUGAAAGCUGUGAAGAAUCCGAUAGAAAUGCAAGGAAUGAGAGACUCGCAUGUCAGAGACUCUGCAGCACUCGUCGAAUUCUUGUGCUGGUUGGAGAAAGAAGUUGAAGCGGGAAAUGUUGUUGAUGAGAUCAUUGCCGCUGAGAAGAUAAACCACUUGCGAUCCGAGCAAUCGGGUUUCGUUGAUUUGAGCUUUGACACGAUUUCGGCUUCGGGUGAACACGCCGCUUUACCCCAUUAUAAACACGAUGACGAGACGGGGAAAGCGACGAUUUCAAAGAAUUCCGUUUAUCUCUUGGAUUCAGGUGGUCAAUAUCGUGACGGAACGACCGAUGUGACAAGAACGGUCGUGAUUGGAGAAGGAGAUAAAGAUUUCAUCGAACACAACACUUUGGUCUUGAUUGGUCAUAUUGAGAACGCGAUUGUGAGAUUUCCGAAAGGAAUUCUCGGCAUUCGUCUAGAUACCCUCACAAGGAAAGCACUUUGGGAAAGGGGAUUGGACUUUGGACAUGGAACAGGCCAUGGAGUUGGGCACUUCUUGAAUGUGCAUGAGGGACCGUGCGGGAUCAGCUACAGAACCUCAAACCCUGACGGAGGCCUGAAAGCGGGAAUGGUGUUGACGAUUGAGCCGGGCUAUUAUCUGCCCGGGAAAUACGGGACGAGAAUCGAGAAUUGCUAUGAAUUGGUCGACGACAGCGAACAUCCCGGCUUCUUGCUCUUCAAAGAGUUGACACUAGCUCCGAUCCAGAAAUCGAUUAUCAAAAAGGAUCUUCUCGAGAAGAAACACAUCGAUUGGUUGAAUGGAUAUCAUGAAAGAGUGCUGAAAAUCGUCGGAGAGUAUUUGCUGAAGAAUGGAAAGAAAUUUGAGUACGAAUGGCUGAAGAAACAGUGCUCACCGUUG